Molecule: messenger RNA, 8050 nt
Organism: Dunckerocampus dactyliophorus (ringed pipefish)
Lineage: Eukaryota; Metazoa; Chordata; Actinopteri; Syngnathiformes; Syngnathidae
Gene: marchf1
Product: membrane-associated ring finger (C3HC4) 1
Exons: 9
Coding region: 3142-4821 (559 amino acids)
Biological process (GO): immune response; antigen processing and presentation of peptide antigen via MHC class II; protein polyubiquitination
Cellular component (GO): early endosome membrane; cytoplasm; late endosome membrane
Molecular function (GO): zinc ion binding; MHC protein binding; ubiquitin protein ligase activity
Source: RefSeq, a predicted model, not a curated record
ACUGGAGUCCUAUUUUGUUACUUCAGAACUUUUCUUAAGCUUUCACACAGUCAACGCGUCCGAAUGGGCGACAGCACAUUAGAGCUUGCAGUACCGAACCCUUCCACCAGAGGGAGACAUGGCCUCAUACAUUAUAGCAGGUUUUAAUUGCCCUUCGCACCUUCUAAAAAUACAAUGAAACAUGAAAAAAGGACCUGUACUGUUUUCAAAACUAAUUCAUUCAUUUCUAUUGUGCUUAAUUUGUUUAAAAAAAAGAGUAACAAAUAUUUCAGUGGGGUCUUUCAUUGUUUGUUUUUGUGCGGAAGGACAUCCAACAUGAACAUAUUGCAUAGCUGCUCCACUUCCAAAUAUUCCUCCACUGAAAUAAAGCACUUUUAUAGAACACGUGAGUGCUGGUGGAAAACAUGGUAGAACACUGCAGAAGCGUCUGCGUUCUGCAUGAACACGUUUCAAAAAGCGUGAAAGCUCUCCAUUAGUAUCAGCUAUGUUCCACUUGAGGCUGCCAUCGUUGCCCAUCAUCCACAAUCCUUAUGUGAGACAUGAACACACACGUCUUUCUCUUUUCUGUGUGUUCUAAAGAUAUAAAAACAGCUAAAAAGAGGCAGCUAAGAAUGCACGUAAUGGGGCGCACCUAAAAAAAGGGCACUUUUCCUUAAAAGCCAUAAGCGGUGUUUACACUUGCCCGUCAUUUGCCAUGGCAACGCAUGUCAUUUAUUUUAUUUCAUCAUUUAUUUAUUUAUGGCACGCCUAAAAAGUGCGUUCUGUUUACACACAAAUUACACACUUGGCAAGCAAUUUGUGACCGAAAAUGGUGCGCAUUGUCACGAACUGACAUAUUUACACCUUAUCUCGUAGUGUUUAUGUGCCGUGCACGACAAUAACAUGCGUGACGCGCAGUGUUCCCACGUGGGUCUGCAUUGUCACCACCACUUCCCACAUGAUUUGGUCCCGCCGCGUCCUGCGUGACGCCGUAGAACAGCAGGCAUCAGCCCUAUGGCUUCAUGAAUUCCCAUGUUUGCAAGGAACCUACAAGAUGUUCAACUCCAGAGAAGAAGCAAUACAUGUGCAGUGCAAGCGAAAGACGAGGAAUAUACUGGACUCACCUGUUGCAAAGCAAAACUGUUCCAGCAAAGCAGCGGUAAAGUUCACCCACACUGCACGACUCGGCUGCCGAACAGGACGGCUUAGAAAAAAUAAAAAAUGUCGUUUUUCCAGAGUAGCAACACCGGCACUCACUUCGUACCGCCUCCAGGACACAAACGGUAGCGGAUCCUAGUGCGAGGCACACGCACUUCCUUUAUGUCACCGUGUGGACUUUGGUAUGGAAUAAAGCAAACGUGACUUCUGCUCCCUUCCUGGUCUUUCCCACCAGCCUCAGACAAUCAGCUCCUCACUUUGGACGUCAGCUCCUAAACAAGAUGGAAACACUGCAAUGGGAAAAUGAAGGGAAAAAAAGAUUCCCAACUACUGUGCAGCGAGCCAUCGUCGGGUGUACCGGGGAAUGAUACAAACGGGGGGUGUAUUUAGUCAUCUGGGGGCCCAAAGGGGCCCUCCACAUCCCAUUACUGUCUCAUUCUGAGAAUCAGUUUGUACAAAAGGUGACUACAAUCGUCUAUCGUUAAUACUUGUGGUAGUUAGAGCAUAGAAAAGCUGUUUAUGACUUUGUAAAUACAGUUUUUUAACAUUAUUACAGCCCUGUGGACAUAAAAUACCACCCCUAUAGUCACUUUUGCACUCCUAUUAUUCUUUCUUUACGCCACAUUGCUCAAACGUAACGUGCAGGCCACGGGAUCACCGCAGGGACACAAAGAGCCGGCCACGGAUUUAAACAUUAGCAAGCUAGCGAGCUAACAGGUUAGGCUCCAAUUCAUUCACUGCAUUCUAAACAUAAGAAAAGGUUUAACACGGAGUGGGGGGAAGAAAGACAAAGUACGAAGCCAAAAACGUACCACUUCCACACAAAACGGGAGGAGAACUUUUUUUCUUCUUCAAUCUAUCAUGUGGGACAUGCCAUGGCAGUCAGAAUACUACAUGUACCUUCGUCGUCAAAUGCCUUUUGACAUUUUUGACUAAUAAUACACCACAGCCAACCACGAAACAGCAAUCAUUUAUUCAUUAAUUUCUGAAAAACCUGUAUUCUAAAUAUGCCUCACUGUUACGAAAGGCAUUUUAAAUGGAGUUUUACACGUGAAGAAACCACUGCAGGCAGACAGUGUACAGUCCUGGAGUUCCAAAACGUGCAGUUACGCAACGUCAAAGCAUCGGGAGUGAACGCCAAACGAACGGUCCACUUGCCAUCAAUUCAAUGCCCUGAGAAUACAAAGACGCGGAAUAAUGAGAAUGUCUACGACUGUGUGAGUAUGUUGCCUUGUGACUCAUGAAAAUCAACAAACUCCCACAUUUUUGUGAUUUAUCCACAAACAAACACUAUUUGUGUUUUGGAUAAAAUGGAGACGUGUGAAAAUUCAUGCUUUUCACUGUACAGCGAUUAAUUCAACUCUUACAUACUUGUAUGUCUUUUGCUGUCAUAAUAUGAAUGUGAAUCGCGGGUUCGCUGUUUUGCGGGUUUUUUUAGUGCUUCGUUUUUAAUUACAGCGUAUGAAAUGUUACAGGCGAGCCUGGCCCUUUAAAAAUGAUUGCAUUGUGGGAAGUUGAGUAUUCCCUCUGUCAUCUGUCUGGUCCGCCCAUUGUUUUCUCCGUUCCGAUUGGCUGUCGACCUUUGUCAAUCAAUCUCCUUCCUGAUGUGCUGUAGCUAGCUAGCUGGCUUGCUUGCUUGAUAGCUUGUAAUGGAAUCUUCGGUUCAUCUGCAGCAAUAUGUUUUAACAAGGAUACAAAAACGCUACAGGAGUGAAAUAUGCCAGGAAGAAGAGGAGGAGGAGGAGGGAGCGACUGAGUAGUUUUCCCCCGUCACCAAGACAACCGCACUCCCCGCUAUCUCCGCGGCUGUCCUCCUGUUGCCACGGAGACCUGAUCCCGCUCCGACCGCGCUCGCUCGUCUCUGCAAGAUCCUGAAUUGGGAAGGAAGGAAGCGGGGGAUCGGCGCUCUCUUCGGAUGGGGCAGAGGACGCUCGCCGAUCGGAGGACGGGGGGAGCGCUGUGGGAGUAACGCGUCAGCGCGUGUCGCCCGGAAACACCGCUGGCAUGCCUGUACACCAGAUCACUGUGGUCCCGGCCAGAGAGAGCGCCGGCAACGGCAGGAGCGCCCCGCGGCCCAAAGACAGGAAUGAGGGUCAGGCCAAGGCCCCCGGCCGCUCAGGGAGUCGAUCCAGCAACAUCUCCAAGGCUAGCUCCACAGCAAGACAAACAAGCGCCUCAAAGACGUCCAUCACCCCGUCUUCUCAGGACAUUUGCAGUGUUGGUCAGCUGACCUGCGUCGAGGAGAAUGUUGCCGCUGAAUUGCCCAAACGAAGCACCGAAAGCACGCGUCCCGCCGUCUCCAGCCCGAGCCGGGGCCCCUCAGCCCAGGCCCCCAAGAAGCAGGUGAAGCGCCGCCACCGCCGCAAGAGGAACAACUUCACCGCCUUCCACUGUGUGGAGGCCAACGCCGCAUGCGAGCCCGCUGACCGCAGCGAGCGCAGCCUCAGCUCCGACCGCAGCGAGUUGAGCGAGAGGCGGGAGCGGCCCUGGCGGGAUCGCCGGGAGCUGGCACCCCGCCUCCGCUGCUCGGCUGCCGCCCGCUCGGACUCCACCUCCUCGGAGGACGUGCCGCCCCGGUACCUCCGCAGCUGGAGCAAGGAGAAGUCGCGGCGCCGCAGCCGGAGCAAAGGCAGGGAGGAUGUGACGGAGGUCAUGGAGCUGCAGUCGGUGGACUCGGACGAGGGGAAGGAGAACCAUCCCCUGGUGGAGGGCGGCGGCGGCGGUCUGAAGAAGCGGUGCAGCAGCAGCAGCAGGUGCUCCAUGACCAGAGACAGCCGCCGUUCGCUGAAGGACAGCUUGCAGAGUGAAGACAAAGAUGUCCGAGGUCGUAAGUCAAGCAGCUUGGUGGACAGCUCCUCCCCAGUGGAGGACGGCGAGGAGCUCAUCACCAAGAAAUAUCAGGAAAAGGGAUCGGGGGGCGGGGACAUGUCUGUGCCCACGCCUCAGAAGUGGUGCGGCAGGCCUCAGUUGUGCUCUGAUGAUUCUGAGAUGGAGGUGUGCAGGAUCUGCCACUGCGAGGGUGAUGAGGAGUGUCCUCUCAUCAUGCCGUGUCGCUGCACGGGCAGCCUCAGCUUCGUCCACCACGCGUGUCUCUACCAGUGGAUCAAGUCAUCAGAUACGCGCUGCUGUGAACUCUGCAAGUUCGACUUCAUCAUGGAGACCAAACUCAAACCACUGCGCAAGUGGGAGAAGCUGCACAUGUCCAAGAGCGAGAGGAGAAAGAUCUUCUGUUCCGUGUUGUUCCACCUGAUAGCCAUCGUGUGCAUGCUGUGGUCCGUCUACAUUCUGGUCAAGAGAACCACAGAGGAGAUCAAACUCGGGAAGAACGAGGAGUUAUGGAGGGUUUCUCUUCUGAAGUACUAUACUCCAGAGGGCGUGCUGGAGUGGCCGUUCUGGACCAAGCUGAUCGUGGUGGCCAUCGGCUUCACGGGGGGGCUGAUCUUCAUGUACAUCCAGUGCAAAGUCUACCUGCAGCUGUGGCGCCGCCUCAAGGCCUUCAACCGCAUCAUCACCGUGCAGAACUGCCCCGACAAGAACCCCCACGGCCGCCCGCCCACCGCCCCCCGCCUGGCCAACGGCAAGCGCGAGGCGGUGGAGGUUCCCGUCGGCCCGGCCCCGGGGACCCACCUGGACUCUGAUGCCUCCCUGGAGGCGGCGGUGGCGCCCAUGCAGAACCCCGUGUGACACAAACGGAGUUGAAGCUGGACUCACAUCAACUGUGCGUGUGCGUGUGUGUGGCCAGCAGCACCAAUGGGGCUCUUGCGCCACAGAGGCUGGAGAUGAAGAGCGAGGAAGAGCAGGCCUCCAACGGUUCCAGCAAGGCUGGUGAUGACCAUUUUUGGCUGACUUUUUCCACACUUUGACACCAUCUUUGCACUUUUCAAACUGCACUAACACACCUUGAAUGUGUUUUUAAAGCCUCUUUCACACAGCCAGUCUGGCAUUUUGUAUAAACAGUACGGACACCGCAUGGGGGCACUUCUGAGAUAGUAUGGGACCAGAGACGGUGGCAGGAUGAUGCCUGUGUGAAAGGUAAUGCCGUAAAGGCGGGACACUCACUCCUUCCGCCCUGUUGUGGUGAAAGAGAUUGUAGAGAGAGAUUGAUUGAAGCACUGCCGGUAUUUUUUAAAUUGCCAUUUAUACAGUGGUACCUUGGCAUACGAGUAUCCCAAAGUGUUUUUUUAGAUGCGAGCCGUCUUUCGGCUGAGUUGUUUGCAGCUAAAAUUUGGGUUAUGAGCUGCUAGUUACCGGCAUGACUGAAGACGAGGAUGGAUGGAAAUAGCAUUAGCAGCGCGCUAGCUAGUCACCGGGAAAGAUUUUCAACACAUCAGCAAAACAUACGUACAUGAUAGCCAUCUCAUUGAUCUUAUUUAUGAUGUAUUGUGUAAAACAUCAAAUUAAAAGCACUAAAUGAAUACAGAGCCACCAUCCACCAGUACCAGCCUGGACUUUGUUUUUCAGAGAACAAAUAUGCAUGUCAGCACUCAGUUAGCUCAUCACAUCUUACCUUGAUGCAUUCCUACAUAGUAUCAGCACUUGGGAGCAAAUAUGAGUUGAAAGAAAAAGGCUGAAAAUACAGUAUAGUAGUCCAUCUGUGCAGCGUGGGACAAAGUUUGAUGGCGCGUUCAAGGACCGCUCGCAUUAAACAUGCAAAAACUCUGGGAUUUCUUACUGUAUAUUAUUUUUGGAAUAAAACAAUGGCCCAUAUUUCCAAAAUUUAUAUCCCUUUACAUGAAAUUUGAUGUAGUUAUUUACAAAUUCAUUUUUUGCACUUACAGCAUACUUGGGGAUACGAUGUGUUCUUUUACACAUUUGAAAAUACUCUAAGAAUGACACUUGGCAAUUGGCUUCUUUAUUUUGUAAUGGAAGAUUCAUUGAUGGAGCAUCUGGGGCCGUCUGAUAGCGUCUUAGCCUGCCCGAAGAGGCGCUUAAAUCGUCCUUUAAGUUUCUUAUCGAGUUGUUCCAUUUUGUAAAAAAUAUCAGUAAUUUUCUUCACAAAUGAUAGAAGUCCAAAUAAAAGGUUCCUCUGGAAGAAACUAGAAGUUUUCUCUAAGAAACGUCCGCAAGCGAAGUCCCACAAUCUAAGUCCAAUAAGAUUUCAGCAGUGUUGCAAGCCAAAUAAAAUCCAAAGUCCAAAUGAGGCGCUGAAAGGUUCCAGGUGGAAUCCAAAAAGUUUAUUCCAAAUCCGAGUUGUUCCAGCCAGACAACUGAGCUCUUUCCAGCCAGACAUCACCUUUUAUACUCUUUUCGUGGGGAGGCGCUGUCCUUUUCAGCUAUUCUGAUUGGCCAUAACAUUCUAAAGGCCUUAUAGUGCAAAGUGUGGGCUUUUCCGUGAAAUGUGUUCAGAGUACCACAACCGCUUUCGUUCCAGUUAUUUCUCCAGUGCAAUACACGCACACUACAGUGUGACUGAGGCCCGCUUAGUCAGCAUAAAUCUUGUCCUGGAGCGUAACACUCCUUUCCUCACCCGUGCACCCUGGCGGCCUCUAAUGUACAGAAAGGGUACUGACUUAAAUUGUUUUCCAAGGGGUCAUUUAAAGGACCGCACAAAGGGUUAUAAUUCCGUUGUGUCUACUGCAAUGAAAAGUUUUAACAUACACCAUUACAAAAGAUUAUACAGUGCACCCUUUGCAGAACUUUUAUAGCGCUUCUUUUUUUAUUACAGCACGAGCGCUGUUCCCUUUAAGAACAAUUGCAUCGUGUGAAGUUGAGUGUCUCUCUCUCUUCCCUGUUUUGUCUACACCGCCCAUUGUUUUGUGCGUCCUGAUUGGCUGUAGACGAUUGUCAAUCAAUCUCCGUGCCGCCCGCUUCGUCUCCUGUGUCAUUGCUAGCUGGCUAGCUUGUAAAAGAAUCUUGUUUGAAUGAGGACUGCAACAGGAGUGGAAUACGCGUGGUAACUUCAUCAUUUCUUCUGUCCUACCUGAAGGUUGAUCAUUAAGAUCCAAACGAAGGUUUGAAACUUCUUUGAGAGUGUUUAAACGAGAGAAAAGUAUGAUGAGGGUGUUUACAGGCUUAAAACAUAUAUAAUCAUUGUAAAAAAAAUAAAAAAAAGAAGUUGGCUACCUCGGGGAUUUCACUUAUUGAGGGCUAUUUUGGGAACCCACCCCACGAUAAACAAGGGAACUAUAAUGUGAAUAUAACAAAGAAAAACAGGAAAAUACUCUUACCCUAAAAAGGACAGCACAUCAUGUCUACAUCAACAAACGUAAGCAUUGAAUCAUAUCAGAUUGUUGUUCUGAAAAGAUAUGCUGUUUGAAUGGUGUCGUAACCUGUGUGUAUAGAUGCGUAUCCAAUCGUCUACCAGAGAUUUACAUCCCUGCAUCGUAUUGGUAAAAAGGUCUGUCUGCGAUUAACUCUGAUUAAUUCUGACUUAACUAUGGACAAAGUGCCGUUAAUCGUGAUUAAAUAGUUCAAUCAAUUGACAGCCAUAAAAAAGUAUAUAUUUUAUGAUAAAUGUAUAAAAGUGGCGGCUCCACCCGCUUGUAAACGCCUGGUACUCUCUGCAGUUAGGUAACAAACCCCACUAUAUGAGGAAAUGCAAAAGAAAAGGUCAUUUGCUGCUCCAUAAAGAUAACGUAAGGUUUAUUUGUGGUUUCUUCUGGACAAUCCAACACCAAAGAAGAGUCUAGAAGCAUGAUUGUGGCGUUGUGAAAUCUUUUAAAAGGUGAAGGCCAGAUGUAGUCUUUCAUGACGACCACUUUGGUAUCUACUAAGGAUACUUUUCCUGUCUAGGAAGGAAUAUGAAUGCAAUGUAGAAGCUUCCACCUGAAAUAUACGGCACCACUUUUUCUACAUCUGGCGCCAUCUGCUGGUGAAAGGUUUGGAGACACCCCCACCCCCUACCCCAGCUAAUCAAUGUGAAGGUGUCUCCAACCUGUGACUGCUACUGUAUUUGCAAUAAAUGUACACAAAA